AUGAAGGCCACUUUCUUCAUCAUCGGCGCCCUUGCCGCCCUUGUCGCCGCCGCUCCCGCUCCCGCCCCCGAGCCUGAGCCCGCCGAGUUCGACAUCGCCGCCGUCGACGGCCUCGUCGCCCGCUUCGUCGAGGACAACGUCCUGUCCAAGCGUGACUGUGGAAAGUGCUCGAAAGGCAAGAAGCUUUGCUGGUCUUGCAACCCCACCGGUGGUUGCGCCACCAAUGUCUACAAGUGCUAG
Molecule: messenger RNA, 240 nt
Organism: Thyridium curvatum
Lineage: Eukaryota; Fungi; Ascomycota; Sordariomycetes; Thyridiales; Thyridiaceae
Exons: 1
Coding region: 1-240 (79 amino acids)
Source: RefSeq, a predicted model, not a curated record